Molecule: messenger RNA, 1050 nt
Organism: Spathaspora passalidarum NRRL Y-27907
Lineage: Eukaryota; Fungi; Ascomycota; Pichiomycetes; Serinales; Debaryomycetaceae
Exons: 1
Coding region: 75-938 (287 amino acids)
Source: RefSeq, a predicted model, not a curated record
UUUUAUUAGAUAGACUUAAAACCAACUUAUCAACCCCCCUACACUCUUUGCAACGUCGGAAAAUACCAGUCAAGAUGUCAGUGGUAGCUUCAAUAGUCAAUGCAAUCCUUGCACCAUUCAAAUUAGUGUUCGCAAUAAACCUUUUUAUUCUCUCGAAUGCAGUAUUCAUCCCCCUUUCGUUAAUGGUUAAUAUCAUGAUUUAUACACCAUUGAUCAAAAUACCCAUAAUUAUACCGUUACGGUACUUUCUUGAGUUAGAGGAUGGGAAGUUUGACGACUUGAACUGGAUUGCAGGUCAAAUUGAAUUGUUCUUUUUGACAUUGUUCCAUUUUGUUAUGGUCAGUUUUUAUAUUGGAGUAAUUGUGGGUGUAGUUACUUGGAUGAAUUUAAGCGCGAUUAGGUUCGUGUUGACAUUACCACUAAAAGAAGAUGAGCAGAUGACCCAAAACAAACAACCGUUACCAAUUGAAGAGAGUAACUCCAGACGACAACAAUUAUUUGAUUUGAUUGACCCAGUGAUUGUUCCCGAUGUUAAUUUGAAAAACCGAGUAAGAAAUAAAAUUGAUGCGAGAAGAGGUCUAACUCCAUUGUCGGAAAAUAAUAGUGUUCUGUCAGCGAUUACUCCACAGUAUGAAGAUGAUGACGGGUAUCAUUUUACAACUGGAUUGAGAAAUAGAAAAGCCCCACCAACAACUUCAACUUUCAUUCAACCCGAUAGCAUGACUUUCUUGGAUCACUCGCACGUGGAUGAUUUGGAACAACUGGAAGAACAAGAAAUUAUAGACGAAGAAGUAGCUAAUGCACUAGAAGAAGAAAUGGAGGAUUCUCUUGAACGAGAAUUAACUAACAUUCCCGAAGAAACUGAAGAUGAAGAGUUAUUUACACGGGUUGAAAGUCAUGCAGAGGAAACUGAAGAUACAGGAUUGACUGAGGAGUGAAAUAUGCAUGGAAGGGUAUCUUUGGCAAUAUUUCUUGUUUAAGUUUUUGGUUGGUUCAAUGUAUGUUUGGUUGUAUAGUUUAUAUAAAAAUUAACAUGGGCAAAAAAAAAAA